This is a messenger RNA of Aspergillus puulaauensis, 1260 nucleotides long. RefSeq lists its product as uncharacterized. The record is from RefSeq and is a predicted model, not a curated record. The transcript has a single exon. Gene Ontology annotation, molecular function: FMN binding; oxidoreductase activity. The coding region runs from base 1 to 1260 and encodes 419 amino acids. NCBI's taxonomy places the organism in Eukaryota, Fungi, Ascomycota, Eurotiomycetes, Eurotiales, Aspergillaceae.
AUGCAAACCAACCCAACAACCUACGCCGCACACACCUUCGAAGCCGGCCUCCACGAUCAAAAACCCACCAUAACAUUUCAGUCCGAGCAAUGGGAGGCGCUCGCCGAAAAGGCCCUGCCAGCAACAAGCUUCGGAUACGUCUGGGGGUCGGCAGGGCGGCGCGAAACCGACGAGCGCAACCUGACCGCAUUCAAGAAAUGGGCUCUCCUGCCCUCGAGGCUCGUUGAGACGAACCGGCUGCCGAAUCUCAAGACGACGCUCUUCGGGCAGACGUAUGAUUACCCCGUUGCGAUGGCGCCGGUGGGUGUGCAGAAGAUUUUCCACCCGGAUGGGGAGUUGGCGGCGGCGCGCGCGGCAGAGGAGGAAGGGGUUACGUACAUUGUGAGCACGGCAGCGGCGACGAGUAUGGAGGAUAUCGCCGCGGUGAGGGAGGAAGAGGGUGGAGGAGGCGAUUUCAAACAGGGAGGGGAUGGGACGAAGAGUCUGUCUGGACCAGAGUGGUAUCAGCUUUACUGGCCGUCGAAUGACCAUCCCGAGAUCACGGCGAGUUUGCUGACGAGGGCGAAGAAUGCCGGGUAUAAGGUGCUUGUUGUGACACUGGAUACUUAUAUGCUGGGCUGGCGGCCGAGUGAUUUGGAUAAUGGGUAUAACCCGUUUCUCCGGAAGGACAAUAUCGGGGUGCAGAUGGGCUUCUCGGAUCCGGUGUACAGAGGCCAUUUCAAGACGAAGUACGGCAAGGAGAUUGAAGAGGAUAUGAGCACUGCCGCUGCAGAGUGGGCGCAUAUCAUCUUCCCUGGGUCGAACCACUCGUGGAAUGAUAUUCAGCAUCUGCAGAGGCUGUGGGAUGGCCCGAUUGUGCUGAAGGGCAUCCAGACUGUUGCCGAUGCGAAGAAGGCAGUUGAGUAUGGAGUGCAGGGCAUCGUUGUGUCCAACCACGGCGGACGCCAGCAGGAUGGAGGCAUUGGCUCAUUGGAUGUACUGCCGGAGAUUGUGGAUGCAGUCGGGAAUGACCUCGAGAUUAUAUUCGACUCUGGCAUCCGCGGCGGAGCAGACAUCGUCAAGGCGCUGGCACUGGGGGCGAAGAUGGUCCUCAUUGGCAGGCCGUAUGUGUACGGACUGGCCAUGGCAGGCAAGCCAGGAGUCGGGCAUGUCCUGCGCUCCAUCCUGGGGGAUCUGUCUUUGACGCUGCAUCUGUCUGGCAUUACAGAUAUCAAAAAGGAAAACCUGAACCGGUCAGUCCUCCGGCGGGUCGAAUAUUAA